This is a messenger RNA of Erythranthe guttata (spotted monkey flower), 2048 nucleotides long. RefSeq names its product serine/threonine-protein kinase BSK5. The record is from RefSeq and is a predicted model, not a curated record. Lineage: Eukaryota; Viridiplantae; Streptophyta; Magnoliopsida; Lamiales; Phrymaceae. Gene Ontology annotation, biological process: brassinosteroid mediated signaling pathway; protein phosphorylation. Gene Ontology annotation, molecular function: protein kinase activity; ATP binding; protein binding.
AUUAAGAGGGAAUUAGGGCAGAAAAGAAGAAGAAUGAUGACGAUGAUUCAUUGAAAGACAGAAUAAAGCAGAAAGCUAAAAAAUGGGGGAGAAAAAAAGGAGACUUUAUUGUGAACACUGUUCACCAAAGUGAGAAAAAUCAUACAUAUAGUAUGCCAUGCCCCGUUCAUUCACACAUACAUACAUACAUACAUACAUACCCAAUGCUUAUCUUUGCAUGCUCUUCAUCGGUGAAAGUUAAUUACCUUUUUACUACUACCACUCUUCUUGGAUCCGCAAAUUAAAAAAAAAAAAAACCCUAUGAUUUUUUAGCUUCUUAAUCUUCAGUAUUUAUACUAAGACUAGAAAUUACUUUUUGUUUAUUUUUUAUUUUUGUUUUUGAAAUGGGUGCACGGUGCUCCAAGUUUGCCUUGUGCGGGUGGCGUUCUCACCACAAACCCUCUGCUCUUCAAUACUCUGAUCUGGAGAAUGCGGACAAUGAAAAAUUGCCGGGAUUCAGAGAUUUCAGCUGGGACGAGUUAAAAACAGCAACAAAUGGGUUUUCUUCAGAAAACAUUGUUUCAGAGCACGGUGAGAAAGCUCCUAACGUUGUCUACAAAGGCUUGCUUGAUAACGACCGCUGGAUUGCUGUUAAGCGUUUUAAUAAAUCCGCUUGGCCUGAUUCUCGCCAAUUCCUCGAUGAGGCUAAGGCAGUGGGGAACCUGAGAAGCGAACGAUUAGCGAAUCUGAUUGGAUGUUGCUCCGAUAGGGAGGAGAGAUUGCUCGUCGCGGAGUUUAUGCCCAACGAGACUUUAGCAAGGCAUUUGUUUCAUUGGGAGAACCAGCCGAUGAAAUGGGCGAUGAGAUUGAGGGUGGCAAUGUAUUUGGCAGAAGCUUUGGAGUACUGCAGCAGUAAAGGGCGUGCGUUGUAUCACGAUCUUAACGCUUACAGAGUCUUGUUUGAUCUGGAUGGUAAUCCGAGGCUGUCUUGCUUCGGACUGAUGAAGAAUAGUAGAGAUGGCAAAAGUUACAGCACAAACUUAGCUUUCACUCCUCCUGAAUACUUGAGAACUGGAAGAGUGACGUCAGAAAGUGUCGUUUACAGCUUCGGAACGAUGCUGCUAGAUCUUCUAAGUGGCAAGCAUAUACCUCCAAGCCAUGCACUUGAUCUAAUUCGAGGCAAGAACUUUCUGAUGCUGAUGGAUUCUGGUUUGGAGGGUCAUUUUUCGAAUGACGAUGGAACUGAGUUGGUUAGGUUAGCUACCCGUUGUUUGCAAUAUGAAGCAAGAGAAAGGCCAAAUGCUAAGUCUCUCGUCACUUCCCUCGCUCCUCUUCAAAAAGAAUCUCAGAUUCCUUCCCAUGUUUUACUCGGCAUACCGCAAGGAAAUGCAAACUGUAGUCAGCAAUUACAGUUGACCCCCAUGGGCGAAGCGUGCUUGAGAAUGGACCUCACUGCCAUACAUGAAAUAUUGGAGAAAACUGGAUACAAAGACGACGAAGGAAUUGCCAAUGAGCUAUCUUUUCAAUUGUGGACAAAUCAAAUGCAGGAGACCUUGAAUUCCAAGAAGCACGGUGAUACUGCUUUUCGAGCCAAAGAUUUCACAACUGCCAUCGAUUGCUAUACAGAGUUUAUUGAUGGUGGAACGAUGGUGUCACCUACGGCAUAUGCACGUCGUUGCUUGUGUUAUUUGAUGAGUGAGAUGCCAAACGAAGGUCUCGGAGAUGCGAUGCAAGCUCUGGUUGUAUCGCCAGAGUGGCCAACUGCUUAUUACCUUCAAGCAGCUUCACUCUUUGCACUUGGAAUGGAAACUGAUGCUCAAGAAUCACUCAGAGAAGCCACAAACUGGGAUGCCAAACGAAACAGAAACUGAUUUCCGUAUAUAUAUUUCCUACUCUUUUCUUCCGUUUGAUAUUAUUCUUAACUUUGUGUAUUUAAUUAGCCCUUUCUAUUAUUAUAUAUUAUUCCCUCUGGCCAAAACCAGAACAUCAUUUGAAAUUGAAUUAUAAUAUCACUUUUCUGAACUAUGUAAGCUUCAGCUCUCGUCGUUUUGAGAGGGUUUCAAUUUCAA